Odocoileus virginianus texanus is the source of this 3043-nucleotide messenger RNA. Lineage: Eukaryota; Metazoa; Chordata; Mammalia; Artiodactyla; Cervidae. The record is from RefSeq and is a predicted model, not a curated record.
GAAGAGGGAUGGACGAGACCAUUCCACUCAUACUAUGUGGAACAGGUCUUCUUUUAGAAAGUGGGGUUCUCUUCCCGGAUAAAAAAGGAUUAUCCAGUUCAAUUCAAAGUCCUCUGGAAGACCCUGAUGUGCAACUCACAAAUGAAAAGCAGGCAGAUGAGAAAGCCAUUAAUGCUAUCGUUAUAAAUUCAGUAUCCGAAUUCAAUAUCACAGAUGGACCAGCCAAGGAAACCCCCAGUGAGAAAAAACUGUCAGAAUCCAGCAUAUCACUGUCCUCCCUUGAAGAAAGGCAGACGAAAUUUUCCUACCUCCAAAAUGAUACUUCAGUUCAUCCGAGAGACACUGAUGAGGACUGCGCCUCCCUUAUCCUCACCUGUCUGUUCUGCCAGUUUUUGGAUUGUCUUCUGAUGCUCCCGGACACGUGUGAAACUGUGUGUAUCAGCGUGUGCUGCCCCUCGCACAGGUACCAUCACGCCUCAGAUGAAAGCCACUCCCGGAAUGACUGCAACUGUAACUGGGACAUUGACUGCAGCCUUUUUGAAUGUCAUGAGACCAGUGAGUGUCUGGAGCUGGCCAUGGAGAUUUCAGAAAUCUGUUAUCGUUAGUGCCACAAAGGGACCACAUUCAGGCAGACCUUUUGGCCCUCAGGGGAAACUUCAUGACAAUGAGCCUGUGAUUUUCAUGUGCUGAAAUGUAAGGACUGUACACAUUUCUUGGAUGCUCUAGACCAUUUUAUUCUGCACCUGUCUGGGAAAAAGCUAGUAUUGUCAACUCAAUGGUCUUGUUCCAAAUUUCCCUACCGCAUGGCUCGCUGAAAAAUCAGAUCUUGAUCACAUGUGAUGAACAAAUCUUAAAUACUUCUUAAAUGCCAUAGGUACAAGAUGUUUCUUGACUGCAAAAUAGCAUGCAGAACCAUUCUGUGUUAUUGCACUCAUUGGCUUGCAUCAUGGAUUCAACUUCAUUCACAAAUUCAGGACAAAUUAGUGCAUUCUUUUAGAACUGACAUACAUUAGCUUGUCUUUCCAAUGGACUCAUGCAUAAACAUUAUGCAUUGUUGGUUAUUAUUAAUAAUGUAUUGUAUAACAUCAUUUUGUAAUUAAAAAUUUAUUUAUACAGUCUCUUAAAAUUCACUUAUAUGUACAGUUUAGGUAGGAAAGGGAAUUAAAUGAAUUAGAAACCGUGUUCCUGUAAUUACAACAGAUGUCUCUAAGACAUAUCCAGUGAAUUUUGAAUAUGAUGUACUUCGAGAGAGUACUGUAAUUCUAGGCCAUAUUAUUAUAUGCUUAUGACUAUGUCAUAACAGGUUAUGCAUAUUCUUAAUUUGUUACAGAAAAUCCUUUUUUUAUUCUAAUAAGCAGAAAUGGGAAUUAUGUGCAACUUUCAAGAAAAUGACCCCAGAUCAUCAAUUCUUCAUUUUCCUCAUUUCUGUUUGUCAGGUACAAUAAGCAACAGGAUAUUAAAACAGAACCAGUUCAUUUUACUAAAUGAUCAGUUGUGUAGGAACCCGAAAGAAAUACAUGUGCAGGUACUUAUUCAGCACUGAGUUUCCUAACACAGAAUGUGCUUCAGAAACCAUAUCUUUUUUCUUUUUCUGAAAAUUCAAGUGAUUCACAAUUAUAUUGAGCACUUCCUCAUAUUUACAACAAAUCUUUUUAAGAUGUGGUAUAAACUUAGAAAGCGACUUUUGACUCAAACAAAUUAAAACAAACAAUUCAAACAAAUUAAAACAAUUUUGGGGGGUUGAAGUCACUUGAAUUUUCUUUAGUCUCUGUAGGCAUGGCACUGCUCACAAACGUGUUCUUAAAUAUUCUAAUGGCGCUAUCUCACUACCUUCAUCAAAUGUAAAAAAACACACUUUAUCAAUAACCAAAGAAUACAAAAGUGAAAUGAGUCAAGGGAACUUUUAUGAUCGAGACAAACAACAACAACAACAAAUUCCAAAAUAUCUAUCUUUGCCUGACUUUGGCAACUUGGGACAAAAGGCAUACUUGGUUUGUGACUGUAGCCAACUAGCACAUUUUUCUACUAUGCAAUAACUUUCUUGAAACACUGAAAACUCUUAAUCUUUUGAAAAUAUUUUAAACUGCCCUUAUAAAAAACAUUGAACUGUUCUUGUCUUGUUCCUCGUAACCCAGUGUAUCUACGGCUACUGCAGACUUCGUCCCUGUUCAAUUAUCAUGUUAUCCACAAAGCACAGAGCAAGACAGAACCCAACCUUAUGAAACACUGUAGUCUCAAUUCUUUCUAGAAGCUUAGAGACAACUGUAUGUAUAGAACUUGCAGAUCUUUAGGAUGGAAAAAUAUAUACUAUUAAGCAGGGGACCUAAAGUAAUUGUUACCCAAUAUUUUCGUAAGAGAAAAACAGUCCCCCAAGUACUGACUGAUCCAAGAUCAUACAGUGAUUUAAUGGCAGUGUCAGAAACAAAGCGGUGAGUUCUAAUGGCCGUGCAUUACCCCAGGAUUCUCUACUUCUUAGUUCAGCUCUAUGCAGCUCCAUACAGGCAGCUGUAUACCUGUUCCAGUUGCUCAAAUAUCAAAAUACUACCAGACUGGCUCAGAAACAGUUGCUACUGUGAGCCUCCUUAGGGCUUCUCCCAUACUCCUAACCACCUGGCCUCUCUCCGAGCCCCCACCCACCUCCUCACGGUCCAGUCACUCAAGAAAGAACAUCUGGACCUGUAGAGAGUCUUUGGGAUCCUGUCCCAAUAAUAUAGUAUCUCAUCUCAUUAAUCAGGCCAUGUCAUAUAAAUGUUAAAUAUUUUGACUAUCAUCCCCUUACUCUUUCUAGUCUAUAUAACCCUCAAAUUGGGCAAAGAUGAUCCAUUUUAGAAGUGAACUGAAUACUUGUCAAUUAAAGACACAAAAAUUGUCAGCUCUUAUUUUAUACUGUGGUCAGAAUACUACAAGAUCCUUCUGUGGCCUCUCUUUCCAUGGUUUGUUAACUUAUUCCUCACUUUCAGAAUUUGCCAUGCUCUAAAAGAAAGGGUCGGUUAUACAAAGUGUGAAAUUUCUUCUCUUUAUCACCAAUAAUAAAACAUCAUCC